AUGAAUUUGACGUCUUUUUCCUGGCCUAAAAAUACAAUGCCCCUUGCCUUCACCAUGAAACUUCGUAAGCAUAUCAAAAACAAAAAAAUUUCGGACAUUCAACAACUUGGAAUUGAUCGCUUGGUGGACAUCACAUUUGGCUUUGAGCAGUACGCCUUCCACCUUUUAGUUGAACUCUACGGCAAAGGGAAUAUUUUUUUAACAGAUGCUAACUACAUCAUUCUUCAUCUUCUCCGGGCACGAACGGAUGCCGAUCAGGAUGUUAGAUACGCUACACGUGAACGAUUUCCCAUCGAGCUAGCUAGGCCGAUCCCUGAAGCUCUGGUUGAUUUAAGCGAUUCCUCCGGCUUGGAAAAUCUUACUCAAACUGUUGCUGACCUUCUGGUAAAUGCCUCGGGGCCGUGGAAUAUUGACUUACCGGCUGAAGAUGCACAACGUCUUCCUGUGACCUCUGUGUUAAGUAACGCUUUCUCCUACGGCACUGGUCUCAUCGAGCACUGCUGCUUCCUUGCUGGUAUCUCAACUACUAGACGAGGAAAGGCGGCUGAAAAUUCCGAUGUUGACUUUCAAAUACCUUCCGAUCCUAACGCUUGCCGUUUAGAAUACAGCUCGAAAAUUGCAAGAGCUCUUCGCGACGUCCUUUCUCAUAUUUCGGGAGCAAAAUCCAUUAAAGACGAUGGCUCAACUUCGACACCAGCAGUUAUAUUGGGUGUGCCAAAUCCUGCAGAGCCUGGGAAAUUGAACAAAUAUGAUUCUUAUUAUCCUCUCCGAUUUGCUCAUCUUUCUUCGAAACCUGGUAUCGAAUUCGCGUCUUUCAACAAAGCUGUUGACGAGUUUUAUUCAAGUAUAGAGAUCCAAAGAAACGAAGUCCAAAGCAUCCAGACCGCGAAGAGUGCAAACAAAAAAGUGGAGAACAUCAAAAGAGAUCAAGAACAGAGGCUUAAAGCUCUGAGAGAGGAGCAGAUUGCUGAUAACCAGAAGGCUCAACUGCUGGAAAUGAACAUGGACUUAGUCGACAAGGCAAUAAUGACUCUAAAUUCAGCUAUAGCUAAUCAGACGAGUUGGAGGGUGCUGGAGGAGGUGUUGGAAAAACAGAAAGAACGUGGAGAUGAUCCUGUGGCCAAUUGUAUUGUCCGACUUCAGCUGGCUUCAAAUCAGGCAGUAUUGCGACUCACCGAUCUCUACGCGGACGAUGAAGAUGAGGAAGCAACCACUGUGGAGGUUCUGGUCGAUCUCGACUCCACAGCCUUCCAAAACGCCAAAAAGCACGUGAACUUGCCUCUUAUUUAA
Molecule: messenger RNA, 1290 nt
Organism: Hydatigera taeniaeformis
Lineage: Eukaryota; Metazoa; Platyhelminthes; Cestoda; Cyclophyllidea; Taeniidae
Source: the annotation of a GenBank genome assembly